AUGCUAAGAUUUAUUCAACGUCCCGCAAGCAGACGUUCUUUCCAUCAAUCCCUACUAGCACAAGUUGCUAAGGAAAAACAUGAUGUUGUCAUCAUCGGUGGUGGUCCAGGUGGUUACGUUGCUGCUAUUAAAGCUGCCCAAUUAGGUCUCAACACUGCGUGUAUUGAAAAGCGUGGUAGAUUGGGUGGUACCUGUUUAAAUGUUGGAUGUAUUCCUUCGAAGGCUCUUCUAAACAGUUCUCAUUUGUACCAUCAAAUCCAGCAUAAUUCCAAGCAAGUCGGUAUUGACGUUGGAUCAGUUGCGCUCAAUGUUAACCAAUUCCAAAAGAGUAAGGAUAAUGUUGUUAAGCAACUGACCGGUGGUAUCGAAAUGUUGUUUAAGAAGAAUGGCGUUAAGUACUAUAAAGGUGAGGGAUCUUUUGUUGAUGAGCACAAUGUUAAGGUUUUACCUGUUGAAGGUCUUGAGGGUACUGUUGCUGAGGAGACUGUUUUGGAGGCCAAGAACAUCAUCGUGGCUACCGGAUCUGAAGUUACUCCAUUCCCAGGUAUCACUAUCGAUGAAGAAAGAAUUGUCUCAUCUACUGGUGCUUUGUCCUUGAAGGAGAUUCCAAAGAAAAUGGUCAUCAUUGGUGGUGGUAUCAUUGGUUUGGAGAUGGGUUCUGUCUACUCCAGAUUGGGAUCUAAGGUCACCGUUAUCGAGUUCCAACCUCAAAUUGGAGCAACUAUGGACGGCGAGGUAGCAGCCACCUCUGAAAAGCUCUUGAAGAAGCAAGGUUUCGAUUUUAAAUUGGGCACCAAGGUUCUUUCUGCUGAGAGAAAUGGUGACACUGUCACCGUUAAGGCUGAAAACGUUAAGUCUGGUAAGGUUGAAUCCUUAGAAGCCGAUGUGUUGUUGGUUGCAAUCGGUAGAAGACCAUACUUCCAAGGCUUGAAUGCCGAGAAGCUUGGUUUGGAAGUUGACAAACGUGGAAGACUAGUUAUCGAUGAGCAAUUUAACACUAAGUUCCCUCACAUCAAGGUCAUCGGAGACGUUACCUUCGGACCAAUGUUGGCACAUAAGGCCGAAGAAGAAGGUAUCGCAGCUGUGGAAUACAUAAAGAACGGCCAUGGGCACGUAAACUACGGCAACAUUCCUUCCGUCAUGUAUACCCACCCAGAAGUCGCAUGGGUCGGCAAGACUGAAGAACAACUAAAGGAGGCUGGCAUCUCAUACAAAGUCGGUAAAUUCCCAUUCAUUGCCAACUCCAGAGCUAAGGCUAACACCGACACCGAAGGUUUCGUUAAAAUCUUGAUAGACGCAGAAACCGAACGCUUAUUGGGUGCCCAUAUUAUCGGACCAAAUGCGGGUGAAAUGAUCGCCGAGGCAGGUUUGGCAUUGGAAUACGGUGCUUCUGCCGAAGAUAUUUCCAGAGUUUGUCACGCGCACCCAACCCUAUCUGAGGCGUUCAAGGAGGCAAACUUGGCUGCUUUCUCUAAGCCUAUAAACUUCUAA
Eremothecium sinecaudum is the source of this 1491-nucleotide messenger RNA. It is a transcript of the gene LPD1, whose product is annotated as dihydrolipoyl dehydrogenase. The coding region runs from base 1 to 1491 and encodes 496 amino acids. Gene Ontology annotation, molecular function: dihydrolipoyl dehydrogenase (NADH) activity; flavin adenine dinucleotide binding. NCBI's taxonomy places the organism in Eukaryota, Fungi, Ascomycota, Saccharomycetes, Saccharomycetales, Saccharomycetaceae. The transcript has a single exon. The record is from RefSeq and is a predicted model, not a curated record. Gene Ontology annotation, cellular component: mitochondrion; oxoglutarate dehydrogenase complex.